GAGUGCAUAUUGAUCUAAUAGUCGAUCUAACGGUUGAUGUGUUAUAUGAUAUAAUGGUUGAUAUAACAGUUGAUAUAACAGUUGAUAUAACAGUUGAUAUAAUGGUUGAUAUGACGGUUGAUAUAAUGGUUGAUAUAACGGUUGAUAUAAUAGUUGAUAUAAUAGUUGAUAUAACGGUUGAUAUAACGGUUGAUAUAAUGGUUGAUAUAACG
Racocetra persica is the source of this 212-nucleotide messenger RNA. The record is from the annotation of a GenBank genome assembly. NCBI's taxonomy places the organism in Eukaryota, Fungi, Glomeromycota, Glomeromycetes, Diversisporales, Gigasporaceae.